UCUCCUCCCUUAGCCGUACGCCAAGAUGGCAACCUCUCUCCUCACUCUUCCGCUUAGGCGGCUCUCGGGCCUCACACCUGUCAGAGGUGUCCGCUGGGUGCAGGCUACUCCCCGGACCCUAUGCACCAAAGCUCCUCCUGAAGAAGAAUCUUCCAUUCCUGUCUCCCUCUAUCAAGAUGCUCCCUGGGAAUACCUGGAGACAGAAGGUACCACCAUAAGGAAGGUGUGGCAAGAGGAAAGGGAAAAGAAUACCUGGCUCGAUAUGGUUCCCGUCCGGUCUGGGCUGACUAUCGACGAAACCACAAAGGUGGCAUCCCACCGCAGCAAACCCCGAGGGAACAAAGUUGCUGGGAACCCUUGCCCUAUCUGUCGGGAUCAGAAGCUCCAUGUGGACUUUAGAAAUGUGAAGCUCUUGGAGCAGUUUGUCUGUGCUCACACAGGUGUCAUCUUCCAUGCCCCAUACACAGGUGUUUGUAUGAAGCAGCAUAAGAAGCUGACAGAGGCUAUCCUGAAGGCCAGAGACCAUGGUUUUCUCAGUUACCACAUUCCACUGGUACAGCCACGGGAUACUGAUUUCAGCAACUCCCAUGGAGCCGUCGGCCGUACCCCAAAGGCUCCUGCCCUAGCUGCAGGUACCUCCUGGUAUUCAUGGUACAAUUGGCAGCAGCCACCUGAGAGAGAGCUGGCCCGUCUUCGACGUCUGUACCGAGACCACCUUAAGGAAGAGAGUGGACCCCCACCUGACAUGAUGCCCAUAGUUCCAUCUCAAACUAAAAUUCUCACUGAGGAAGAGGAAUCCACGAAUGUUCACUAGAAAGGAAGUGAUUAAUGUACUCUGUAGUGCUUCAGAGCUUAAGGGGUGGAUGUAAGUCCUGAUGCCUAAACUUCUUAUCCAUACCCUUUUUAGAAAUGGGUAGGAUAAUGGCAAGCUCUGACCUAGAGGAAAAGAGAACAGGGAGAAGGCAAAAUGAAACAUGUUUUUGGUCGAUACCUUUUAAGGGCACCCCCCCUCCAUAUUUUUAAGUCGCAGGGGUAGGGGAGCCUAACUUGUCAAGUCCGCCCUUUAUAAUAAAAAUUCUUUUAUUA
Molecule: messenger RNA, 1086 nt
Organism: Trichosurus vulpecula (common brushtail)
Lineage: Eukaryota; Metazoa; Chordata; Mammalia; Diprotodontia; Phalangeridae
Gene: MRPS18B
Product: mitochondrial ribosomal protein S18B
Exons: 7
Coding region: 26-814 (262 amino acids)
Biological process (GO): mitochondrial translation
Cellular component (GO): mitochondrion; ribosome
Molecular function (GO): structural constituent of ribosome
Source: RefSeq, a predicted model, not a curated record